Molecule: messenger RNA, 975 nt
Organism: Paramecium sonneborni
Lineage: Eukaryota; Ciliophora; Oligohymenophorea; Peniculida; Parameciidae
Source: the annotation of a GenBank genome assembly
AUGAAAUAAAUUUCUGAAAGUGCUCACAUUUUGUAGAAGGUUUAUAAUCCAAAAAAAAUGAAUAAGUUAUUUAUGACUACUCAUUAUUAACUUUAGAAUGAGACUGAUUUAAUUUUUAAUAAGUUUAUGGUGAUGCCACUAUUCGGAUUAUCAGUGGCAAAUGGAGUUUCACCUCUAAGCAUUAAACAGAAAUAUUUAUGCAGUGAAUAUAAAAAAUAAGAAUUAUACGAUUGCAAUCUUAUGUUAAUUAUGUCAGCAUAUUCUGAUUUAGCUGUAUAUAGAUCCAAAACUAUGUAUUUAAAAAGGAAUGGAUUAGAAUAAAUUUUUAAAUAUUUAGCUCUUCCAAAUCAUACAUAUAACAUACAUAUCAGUUUAUUAAGUUAUUUUGUUCCUUAAAGGUAUUUUUUUGAAAUUAUUGAGAGUAUUUUAUAAACAAGUAUUGUAAGCUUUAAAGAAUUUUGAAUUAUUGGAUUAAAAACAUCUUGAAGAAUUAACUCAAAGUUCAUCUAACAUAAAUUAGUUUGUUAGUGAUAACAAUCUUGACUCAAUUUUAUUUAAAAAUUAAGAAUUUAUAGAUUAUCAGAAAUGGAAAAAAUUAUUGAAAAAUAAUGCAAUAAUAAAUUUAUAAACCCUUCAUUAACAUAAUUUAUCUUAAUAAUUAUUUGCAUAAUAUUUUCUAAAAUACCAUCAUUAUGAAGGAUAUGAAAAUGAUAUAAAAAAAUUAAAUAAAUAUUUGAUUGAGGAUUUUGAUAUGUUUAAGGUAAUUAGUAUAUAAUUAGAGUUUAGUUUAGAUUUAGAUUAGAACAUAAUGAAAAAAAAAUGAAAUUUUAUUUUCUUAGAAUGUUAGUUUAUUUUGAAUUAAAUGAGAGAUUAUAAAAAUUUUUGAAGUUUACAUUCAAAUCAUAUUAGCUUGAUUGGAAUAAAGAACUUAUACGAGAAAUGAAGAAUAGUAUAGAUAAAAAUAAAAGAUAGUGA